Molecule: messenger RNA, 2977 nt
Organism: Amaranthus tricolor (Joseph's coat)
Lineage: Eukaryota; Viridiplantae; Streptophyta; Magnoliopsida; Caryophyllales; Amaranthaceae
Product: probable serine/threonine-protein kinase At1g54610
Exons: 9
Coding region: 335-2404 (689 amino acids)
Biological process (GO): positive regulation of transcription elongation by RNA polymerase II; protein phosphorylation
Cellular component (GO): cyclin-dependent protein kinase holoenzyme complex; nucleus
Molecular function (GO): ATP binding; RNA polymerase II CTD heptapeptide repeat kinase activity; cyclin-dependent protein serine/threonine kinase activity
Source: RefSeq, a predicted model, not a curated record
AUAAAAGAGGGUUUACAUUAAAUCAUCCCCAAAAUCAACGCGACGAUUCAAUCUUUAACAAUUUAACAUCAUCAAAUUUUUAUUACCAUAAUAAUCAAAUUAAAGAUAUUUUUCACAAAUCGGGAAGACAUUUUUAGGAUUGUUUGAUGAAUGUUGAUGGUUGGCAAACUGUGCAUAUGCGCUUCUUUUUGAGGGGAUUUUGAUUUUGGAAUUGGUUAGUAAUUUGGACAAGUUGUUGAUUGGAGUUGUUAAAAAGUUGGUUUUGUUGGUGUUGUUUCAUGGAUGCACAUAUGAAUUAAUGGGGGAGGAUUAAAUUUAGUUGUGGUAAUUGAGCAUGGGCUGUAUAAGUAGUAAGCCCAAAGCAGUUGAAGAUCCUGAUGGCCCUCCUAGGCAGAGAGUACCAAGUAAAAGACUUUCUGGAACCACGUCUUCGAGCAGAGAACACUCUGAAGCCUCUCAGACGAUAAAUAGAAGUGAUAGUAGAAGGUCAUUGAUUGAUAGGAAAGCAGGUAGUUCGAUUCGAUUAUGUGAGGAUCGUUCUGAGAGGAGUAGAGUGAAACCUGAGGAGAAUGUUUUGGUCCAUCAAUCAGAGAUCAGAUCGAUUCCUAAAGCAAGGGAAGGGGAGCAGGUUGCAGCUGGUUGGCCUUCUUGGCUUGCUACGGCAGCUGGAGAAGCUAUUGCCGGUUGGAUACCUCGUCGUGCUGACACUUUUGAGAGAUUGGAUAAAAUUGGAGAAGGGACUUAUAGCAGUGUCUACAAGGCUCGGGAUCUUAUUCAUGGCAAGUUUGUUGCUCUUAAAAAAGUACGAUUUGAUAACCUUGAUGAGGAGAGUGUAAAGUUCAUGUCAAGAGAAAUUCUUAUACUACGCAGACUUGAUCAUCCUAACAUAAUUAAAUUGGAAGGCUUAAUUGCAUCUACCACGUCUAGCAGCUUAUAUCUUAUAUUUGAAUAUAUGGAGCAUGAUCUCACAGGCAUUGCAUCACUACCAGGCCUGAAGUUCACAGAGCCACAGGUAAAAUGUUUCAUGCAACAGCUUCUUUGUGGCCUUGAACAUUGUCAUAGCCAUGGUGUACUUCAUCGUGACAUAAAGGGUUCAAAUCUGUUGAUUGAUGAUUGUGGCAUAUUGAAAAUUGCGGACUUCGGUUUAGCAACUUUCUUUAAUCCUCAGAAAAGCCUGCCAUUGACAAGUCGAGUGGUAACUUUGUGGUAUCGACCUCCUGAAUUGUUGCUUGGUGCUACUGAUUAUGGGGGUUCUGUAGAUUUAUGGAGUGCUGGUUGUAUCCUUGGAGAAUUGUAUGCAGGGAAGCCCAUCAUGCCUGGAAGGACAGAGGUUGAACAAUUGCACAAGAUUUUUAAGCUUUGUGGCUCUCCACCAGAGGAAUAUUGGGAAAAGUCAAAGCUACCCCAUUCAAAAACUUUUAAACCUCAAAGACCCUAUCGAAGAUGUGUUGCUGAGAGAGUUCAAGACAUUUCUUCUCCAGCAUUAGCUCUUUUAGAGACUUUACUUUCUAUCGAUCCCGCCUCUCGUGGGACUGCCACUUCUUCUCUUGAGAGUGAGUUUUUUACGUCAAAGCCCUUUGCUUGUGAUCCUUCAACAUUGCCUAAGUAUCCUCCUAGCAAAGAGAUAGAUGCAAGAAGACGGGAUGAAGAAAUUAGAAGACGUCAAGCUUUGGAAGGCAAGCGUGACAGGGUUGACCAAGGAAAGCAAGGCUUUCAAGCACCUGUUGAUAAUGUAUCAGCCAAGGUUAAUGCUGAAUUUGUUUCAUCAUUGCAGAAAAAGAGGAGCCAAUCCCGAUCGAAGGAGUUGUUCAAAUCUCGUCAAGAGGAGUUUACGUCUGGUCCUCUUCUAGGUCCUACGGGUGAUUCAGAAGCUGCCAAAGCAGUGAGCAAAGAGAUCUUCAACCGUCUUCAUAAGAGAGGCGUCUAUUCAGGACCAUUAAGUAUUGUAGGUGGAUUGUCAAAUGGUGAGAGGAAAUUGAAUGAUCCUCCAUCAUUUUCAAGGCUAUCCAAUUUAACAACUUCAUCUAGUUUGGUAGCAAAUAGGACUUCCCCUGUCAAAGAAACCCGACAUAGAUUUGGCCUUGAUCAAAAUAAAAGAGCACCGGAUGCCGCAGAAAGAUUUUCAGGGCCUAUCGAUGAUACGGAGGGAGUAAGAAACGACGAUUGGAUGUAUUACUCUGGAGAAAUGUCGGCUAGGCAUCAACUCAAAGAACAAACUCGUGGGAAAAGACCUGACUUGCAUAGUCUCGCAUCCAAUGGGGACAAAAUUCACUUAUCUGGUCCAUUACUCCAUCCUUCUAGAAAUCUAGAUCAGAUGCUUAAAGACCAUGAUCGUCGAAUUCAAGAGGCAGCUCGUCGUGCUCGGAAUGAUAAGGUUAAGCACAGCAAAGUGCUGGCUUGGUGAAUAGGUGACCAGACGCGUUUUAGCCGUCGUUUUAGAGCCAGAAAAUACAGCAACACAGACCGAGUUUUUGUUCAGGCUUCGGUGUAAAUACAAGCACACCAUUGCAAAAUAUUGGGUGGUUGUGAGGAAAAUUAAUUUUAAUUAUAUAUGUAUAUGUGUUUUGGGUCAAAAUAGUCUCAUAGCUACAUUGUAAUUUCUUCAAUUUUUUAGUAUAUUCCAAAUCUUUUCCCAUGGUAUCAAGAGCUUUGAUUAUCUUUUUCCAUGCUUUUCCAUCCUAUUCCGUUAUCAAUGGUGGUGGUGAUCAUGUCACUUCUAACUCUACAAUGAUUGUCUAACUACUCGAUAUCUCUCCCUUGAUGGUGAUAGCUAUGGAAAACUUUCUGCUACAACUAUGCUCAUGCUCGUCGUUGCUUUUUAUUUCAUUUUGAGUUAUUACUACAUUGGUAGAUAAUGUUAGUAUGACGCAGAUAGGUAUGAAGUGGUCGAGUAUGAAAAAGAUAGAUAUGAGAGUAGGGCGGCGAAUAUUAGGGCCAAUACCCACAUCCGGCAUAACUUAUAAUACCGAUAUCCCCA